This is a messenger RNA of Clupea harengus (Atlantic herring), 1887 nucleotides long. It is a transcript of the gene tbxta, whose product is annotated as T-box transcription factor Ta. NCBI's taxonomy places the organism in Eukaryota, Metazoa, Chordata, Actinopteri, Clupeiformes, Clupeidae. Gene Ontology annotation, molecular function: DNA-binding transcription factor activity, RNA polymerase II-specific; RNA polymerase II cis-regulatory region sequence-specific DNA binding. Gene Ontology annotation, cellular component: chromatin; nucleus. Gene Ontology annotation, biological process: regulation of transcription by RNA polymerase II; mesoderm formation; somitogenesis. The record is from RefSeq and is a predicted model, not a curated record.
UGUGGUCUUUUGGUGGGCUUUUAAAACCGCGGGACACCAUCUCCGUAGUCAAAAAACCUGGUUGCCUCACAAACAUCAAAUCCUCAGAGGACCGUGGUAGCCGUGGUUUGCAAUCGGACUUGUGACAGAUUAUUCUCAGGAACUAUGACUUCUUCCAACACCGACCAGCGUCUGGAUCAUCUGCUCAGUGCCGUGGAGACCGAGUUUCAGAAAGGCAGCGAGAAGGGCGACGCUUCAGAGCGGGAUAUUAAACUCGAGCUAGAGGACGCAGACCUGUGGGGAAAGUUCAAAGAACUAACCAACGAGAUGAUCGUAACCAAAACUGGAAGGCGGAUGUUUCCAGUUCUGCGAGCAAACCUCUCGGGCCUAGAUCCCAACGCCAUGUACUCCGUCCUGCUUGACUUCGUCGCUGCGGACAACAACCGCUGGAAGUACGUGAAUGGCGAGUGGGUACCCGGCGGCAAGCCCGAGCCCCAGAGCCCCAGUUGCGUCUACAUCCAUCCAGAUUCGCCGAAUUUCGGGGCACACUGGAUGAAAGCGCCUGUCUCCUUUAGUAAAGUCAAACUGUCCAACAAACUCAAUGGAGGUGGCCAGAUUAUGCUGAAUUCCUUGCACAAGUAUGAACCCAGAUUACACAUCGUAAAAGUUGGUGGCGUUCAGAAAAUGAUCAGCAGCCAGUCUUUCCCUGCAACCCAGUUCAUUGCUGUCACCGCAUAUCAGAACGAGGAGAUCACAGCUCUGAAGAUCAAACACAACCCCUUUGCCAAGGCCUUCCUGGAUGCUAAAGAGAGUAGAAGUGAUCACAAGGACAUUCCCGACCACGGCACAGACAACCAGCAGGCCGGCUAUUCACAACUUGGCGGUUGGUUCCUGCCCAGCAACGGUCCCAUCUGUCCCAAUAGCAGCCCUCCCCAGUUCACCGGGACCGGGGGCCACUCGUCGGGGUCGUACUGUGAACGUUACUCCAGCCUGAGGAACCACCGGGCUGCACCAUACCCCAGCCACUACCCCCACAGAACCACCGCCACAAACCAAUAUAUGGAUAACUCAUCAGGAGGCCUGGGCACCCAUGACAGCUGGUCGGCCCUGCAGAUCCCCAACUCCGGUGGAAUGGGCACCCUGGCCCACACUACCAACACCACCUCCAACACCAGCCAGUACCCUAGCCUGUGGUCGGUUGCUGGGACGACCAUCGCUCAGUCCGGUUCCACGUCUGGUUCUAUCCCCAGCGGCCUAACGUCUCAGUUCCUGCGCGGUUCCUCCGUGUCCUACUCGGGUCUCACCUCCUCGUUGCCCGUCUCCUCCCCCUCCUCCAUGUACGAUCCGAGCCUGACCGACGCCGGCAUGGGGGACACCCAGUUCGAGAGCUCCAUCGCCCGACUCACCGCCUCCUGGGCACCGGUGGCACAGAGCUACUGAGAAUGCUACGCCAGUGAUUAACAAACAAACAAACAAACAGACAAACAGUUUCACCAAACCUCAGUUGGUUCUGAAGAAGAGGGAACCCCAAAUCACCCAAAAUCACCCAGUCUUACACAGACAGGACUCUGGCAUGCUUGUGAGGCGGGACUCUGGAACGGCUUGUGUUUGAACAGACUUCACCUCGUUAGCUCUUCAGCUUUACAGAGCUUUGGGAGGCUUCAGCUGGUGGACAGCAGGAAGGCUUAAAACCCAGCCGGGCAUUAAUACGAAGCCAGCGUCUCUUCUCGGGCCAAUGUGUUUCUGUCAGUCGUUGUCACCAAUGGGCGGGUGGCGCACUGACAAUCGUACCCUGGCGUGAGACAAUCAUUAGAGACAGAACUCAGUAAACUCAGACUUGGAGGGUCUAUAAAAGAAGCAGUGGUCUCUCAAACCUGAGCAUGGGGCCAAUGAUGGCAUUUAACUGUC